Molecule: messenger RNA, 921 nt
Organism: Lachancea mirantina
Lineage: Eukaryota; Fungi; Ascomycota; Saccharomycetes; Saccharomycetales; Saccharomycetaceae
Source: the annotation of a GenBank genome assembly
AUGACCAGCGACAACGUCAAAGUCGUCGUCGACAAGGACUCGCUUUCGCGGUUCGCGUCUUCCAACUCGGCCACGUUAAAUCAUUUGCAAAAAUACCCUGUGCUUGCUGACUCCGUCAGCUAUCUUUUGUCUUACGCAUUCGUUGCGCAGAGUGUAUCUGUCGUUGCGACGCUGGUGUAUCGCGCCAAACGAGCAGCAAUCGACUCGCCCAAAUCGCCUGAACUCGUCAAGACCGGCUACGGUCUCGGAGUCGCUGCGAUUCAUCGUGCCGAUGAGCUUUUCAACAUUCUCGUUCUCCGCGAGGGUCUCGAUGCGUUUUUGGAACAGUACAAACUCCACGACGGGCGUGCCGGGCUGUGGCUUGCGCUGUACCUAGUGGACUAUCUAGCCAACGUUUCGAACUUGGCGCUGCGCGAACUUGUCGUCAAACCCUUGAAAUUGGCCUCUGCCGCUGAAGUUUCCGGCGCCAACGGCAAAGAGCAUGUUGCGUUGGACGACGGCUGUCCGCACGUCAAGGAGCUUGCGCAUACGACGCGUUCGCUAAGCCAGGGUAUCCACACCAAAUUGCAAUCUGAAUACAUUGCACCUACCAAGACCAAGCUGCAAGAGGGCUACAACGAACUCACUAAGGGUAAAAUCGGCGAAACCCGCGAUUACGUGACCGGGAAGUACGACGCCGCGUACCAGACCGUUUCUCAGAAGUACGAGGGGAAUUUAAACAAGUCUGAGAGUGUUCCACGUGCAAUUGUGUCUACUGGUGUCGAUCUUGGCAAUCUGACGCUCGAGAAGCUCAAGAAUGGUGUUGCUUCCACGACUUCUAAGGCCGAAGACAUCAUUGAGCCUCGUGCACGUGAGUUAGCGGAAGAAGUUUCCAAGACAGCCUCUUCUGUUGUCCAAGGGGCAGACAAUAUGGUGAAAUAA